ACCCCAAGGAAAUGAGAGGAGCUUUGCACCAGAAAGGGUAAAGAGGGUUUAAAGAAGCCAAACAAGGAUGUCUCCUAUUGUAAAUGGAAAAGAUUCAAAGUGGCUGAGUAGAACAGAAUAGAACAAGGAAAACUUAUUCCAAACCCUCCCACUGCCUCCUUGGGGACAAGUUUGGAUGUGAUGCUCCCUUUCUGCUGCCUUGGCAGCCCAGCUGCUCUGGCAGUGCCUUCCCAAAUUCAGUGUCUGGGUUGUGUUUUCCAGCACAGCUGGGAGUGCUCAGUCACCCACUGGGACCCCAAACCCUGCACAGGUUCUGCCCAAAUCCUUUGUCCCUUCCCUGGCCCCACUGCUGGCAAAGGCUGAAUUUGAUGUGUCCCCUCAGCUUCCCUCCUCCUCCUCUUCCAGAAUAACAAAGAUGUUUUUUAUGUAAACAAGCACAUUCUUCUAAGUCCAUUCAAAUGAAAGGAAAACUGAACUGGCACAGGGGCUUUCCAGCACUUAGCAGAUUUCCAAAAUGUAAAAGAAGAAACAUCAAAAGGUCUCCAGGGAGUUAUGAGUCACCUGGCAUCCACAGACAUGGCUUCAAACCUUGGGAAAAGGGAAAUGGACCAUCAUAGGCCAGAUCUUCAGACAGAGAAAGAAACCCAGCCCUGCAGAAGCUUCUUGAGGUCCAUCCAGAGCAGUGGCUGUUGAGUCUCCAUCAGCAGGAAAUGACCAGAGCAUUUCCCAGCAUUGGUUCUUCUUCCAAGUAUUUUAAAAAACAUCCAGGGAUGACAGUCCCAGGCACAAUAAACUGCUCCAGAGUGGCUGAGGGGUGCCAAUGUGAAGAAGGGCUGGAGGUGGCCCCUUGGGUGGUUCAGAGGGAGUGAGGGGGGCUGUGGUGCCAGGGGAUCUGCAUGGGACCCCACUGCUCCAUGCACCCUCUUAGAGUCUGGUUAAAAAGAGGGAAAGGUGAAAAAAGUGUCUGAGCUGAGCAUGACUGACAAGGACCUGCAAAGGGCUCCCUGGAGCUUUGGCAGGUCUGAGGAAGGGGGAGCCCAGCACAGUGCCCCAGGUUAGCCCAGAUGGGCUGAGCCCUUUGAGCAGGUCCCUGCAGGAUCUGGGCUGCCUCAGGCCUGUGGAGGGAGGGAGAUGAUGGAAAAACACCCAAACACUUUGAACAGCAAGUUUUCCAUCCGUUCCCCCCAGCCUGAUGCUGAUUCCUGCCCUGUCCUCAAGGAAAGGCUCAGCUACAUCCCCUUCUCUUCUCCCCCCUCACUGCCCAGGUAUAAACAGAAAUUUCUGGUGGAAAACUCUCCACAGUACCAACAUGGAAUGUGACACAAUUUCUGCAGUAUUUGCCAACUUGCUGCUUUCAAGCCACAGAGGGCUGGUGGCAGCAGCAGUCAGUGUUCAGUGCUUUCCAGGAUUCACCAGAUCCAGGCAUCUCCAGCACUUUUGUGUUGGCUCUGGGCUGUGACCUUGCAUGGAGCACCAAGCUUUGCCUUUCCUAUGGCUACAAAUCCCCUCUCUGAAGGCCCAGCAGCUCUUGAGCUUACAUCUGCAGAGAAGAGGCUUUCACUUCCCUCAUGAUUUUCCCUGCGUGGGUGAACACAGAAGGUUACACAAUUUAUUUAGUCUUUCCAGGUAUUGUCUGUCUGUGAUUUUGAUGAUCCCAUGUGGCAUGGAAAUCCCCAUGGGUAAUGAAGCAGUAUCUUUUCCUUGGAUGUGGUUCAAGUUCUUUGGAAAAUGGACAGUUGGGGAGGAGUAGAGAGCAUAAAUUGCAGCACCUCCUUGCCUGAGCUCAGAGCUGAGCAUCCCCAAAGAGGCAGAGCAGCAUCCUCUCUGCAGGGAAGAGCCCUCCCAGAGGCACCAUGCUCACUGCAAGGACAGCCCUGCUGCUCGCGGUGCUGCUCAGCCUCUCCCCGUGCUGCAGUGCAGGCCCUUACUCUCCCUCUGAGUGCUGCUUUGGAUACCUGAAGCGUCCUCUCCGUCUGGACACCCUCCUGGGCUUCUACUCAACUCCCAGGGAAUGCUAUUCCCCAGCAACUGUGUUUGAGACCAAGAAAGGAGCCAAGAUGUGUGCAAACCCAGAGGACAAGUGGGUCAAGAGAGCAAUGGCAGUGCUUCUAAAAAAGAAAAGAUGUUGUGCCCCAGGAGAGAGGCAAGGCACAGACAGCAGGCAGGGCAGCACAGAGCACGGAGGGAGAGCCACUCCAGAGCCACCCCAGAGCCACCACAGAGCCACUCCAGAGCCACCACAGAGCCACCCCAGAGCCACCAUGCUCCCUGCAAGGACUGUCCUGCUGCUCACCCUGCUCCUCGCCUUCUCCCUGCACCACACCACAGCUCACUUUGCACCUGUGGAAUGCUGCUUUAAUUAUGCACUGAAACGCAUCCGACACCCUCAGAGCUACUACGAGACAUCCAAAGACUGCCCCAAGCCUGCAGUUGUGAUUGUGGCUGGCAGUGGUGAUCAGAUUUGUGCUGACCCCAAGAAGGACUGGGUGGCUAAAACCAUAAAACGGCUUCAGAAGAAAAUUACAACUCCAUCCCCCAUGUGAUUUGCCCUUCCAGCCCUCCUGCCUCUCCAGGGAGCCAAAGGUGCUGGCAGCUCCUCUCCAUGGCUGCUGUGGCCAUGGGCACUGUCACUGCAGAGGAGCCAGCCCUGCACCCCACAGGAUCAGGGGUCACAGUGCCAUGGACCAGGCAGACACCGAGCUCCUCCUGCUGUCACCGCCCUGCCACCAUGUGCCCGUGGAACAAAUAUUUAUAAUAAAGACUCAUUGUUACAA
Messenger RNA from Catharus ustulatus (Swainson's thrush), 2774 nucleotides. It is a transcript of the gene CCL17, whose product is annotated as C-C motif chemokine ligand 17. Gene Ontology annotation, cellular component: extracellular region. Gene Ontology annotation, biological process: inflammatory response; cellular response to interleukin-1; immune response. The record is from RefSeq and is a predicted model, not a curated record. The coding region runs from base 1854 to 2543 and encodes 229 amino acids. NCBI's taxonomy places the organism in Eukaryota, Metazoa, Chordata, Aves, Passeriformes, Turdidae. Gene Ontology annotation, molecular function: CCR chemokine receptor binding; chemokine activity. The transcript has 6 exons.